This is a messenger RNA of Benincasa hispida (wax gourd), 822 nucleotides long. NCBI's taxonomy places the organism in Eukaryota, Viridiplantae, Streptophyta, Magnoliopsida, Cucurbitales, Cucurbitaceae. The record is from RefSeq and is a predicted model, not a curated record.
AUGAAGUUGAUUUAUAAGGAUUCUUUAAUUGAUGACAUAUACUAUAGUUGUGCAAAAGCUUAUACAAUUGAUAAGUUCGAGUUUUAUAUGAAAUGGAUGGAAUCAAUAUAUCCUACAAUUCGGGAAUAUCUCAAUAAAGUUGGUUUUGAGAAGUGGGCACAUGCACAUUCUAGGAGAAGAAUGUAUAAUUUGAUGACUACUAAUAUUUCAGAGUGCUUGAAUAAUAUUUUGAAAGAGCCUAGGGAGUUCCCCGUUGCAUCAUUACUUGAUUAUAUUAGAGAAAUACUUCAAAAUUGGUUUUAUGAAAAAGGUCAAUCAACAUUAUCCAUGAAGAUUGUUUUGACUAGUUGGGCAGAGUUUGAGUUGCGAGAGCAACACAACCAGUCAAGAAGCUUCAAGGUUGAUCCUAUUAACAAUGAAGAAUAUAAAGUAAUUGAUGGGGACAAUCACUUUUUGGUAAAUUUGGCCUAUAAAUCAUGCAGUUGUCGUGUUUGGGAUUUGGUGGAGAUUCCAUGUGCUCAUGCUUGUGCUGUUAUUUGUGGGCUAAAUUUAGAUAUAUAUACUUUUGUGUUGGACUACUAUUUUUGCAGUACAUUGUUAUCAACCUAUAAAGGAUCAGUUUAUCCUAUUGGAAAUCAUUCUGAUUGGAGAUCUAUUGAUGUUGGUGUGAAUGUAUUACCUCCAAUAGUUAAACGUCCGGUUGGACGACCACGUAAACAAAGAAUAUUAUCAAUUGGUGAAAAGAAAAGGAGCUCGAAGUGCAGUCGAUGUCAUCGUCGUGGCCAUAAUUGUAGGACAUGCAAAUUUCCACCUGUUGUUUAA